Pteronotus mesoamericanus is the source of this 6274-nucleotide messenger RNA. It is a transcript of the gene PPM1H, whose product is annotated as protein phosphatase, Mg2+/Mn2+ dependent 1H. The record is from RefSeq and is a predicted model, not a curated record. Gene Ontology annotation, molecular function: protein serine/threonine phosphatase activity. Gene Ontology annotation, biological process: protein dephosphorylation. NCBI's taxonomy places the organism in Eukaryota, Metazoa, Chordata, Mammalia, Chiroptera, Mormoopidae. Bases 171 to 1715 code for a protein of 514 amino acids. The transcript is spliced from 10 exons.
GGGGCUCGGCCCCCUGCAGCGCUAGGCUCUGGGAGCCGGGCGGCGCGUCCCAGUGGCCCGGCUGCUAGUGCGCCCGGCGCCCGCCGCAGCCUGUAUGCUCUGCGCUGCGCCUGGCCGGGCCCCAGCCACCGCCUGCUGCUCGCACCGCUGCUACGGGGCGCCGGAGUAAUAUGCUCACUCGAGUGAAAUCUGCCGUGGCCAAUUUCAUGGGCGGCAUCAUGGCUGGCAGCUCAGGCUCCGAGCACAGCGGCGGCGGCUGCGGAGGCUCGGACCUGCCCCUACGCUUCCCCUACGGCCGGCCGGAGUUCCUGGGGCUGUCUCAGGACGAGGUGGAGUGCAGCGCCGACCACAUCGCCCGCCCCAUCCUCAUCCUCAAGGAGACCCGGCGGCUGCCCUGGGCUACUGGCUACGCAGAGGUUAUCAAUGCUGGGAAGAGCACACACAACGAGGACCAAGCCAGCUGCGAGGUGCUCACUGUGAAGAAGAAAGCAGGGGCCAUUACCUCCACCCCCAACAGGAACUCAACCAAGAGACGGUCCUCCCUUCCCAACGGGGAGGGGCUGCAACUGAAGGAGAACUCGGAAUCAGAAGGCAUUUCCUGCCACUAUUGGUCGCUGUUUGAUGGCCACGCAGGGUCCGGGGCCGCGGUGGUGGCGUCCCGCCUGCUGCAGCACCACGUCACGGAGCAGCUGCAGGCCAUCGUGGACAUCCUGAAGAACUCCGCUGUCCUCCCGCCCACCUGCCUGGGCGAUGAGCCGGAGAACACCCCCGCCAGCGGCCGCACGCUGACCCGGGCCGCCUCGCUCCGCGGUGGGGUGGGGGCCCCCGGCUCCCCCAGCACCCCACCUACGCGCUUCUUCACGGAGAAGAAGAUCCCACACGAGUGUCUGGUCAUUGGGGCUCUUGAGAGCGCGUUCAAGGAAAUGGACCUACAAAUAGAACGAGAGAGGAGUUUGUAUAAUAUAUCUGGUGGCUGCACAGCCCUCAUUGUGAUUUGCCUCUUGGGGAAGCUGUAUGUGGCAAAUGCUGGGGAUAGCAGGGCCAUAAUCAUCAGAAAUGGAGAAAUCAUCCCCAUGUCUUCGGAAUUCACCCCCGAGACCGAGCGCCAGCGGCUUCAGUACCUGGCAUUCAUGCAGCCUCACUUGCUGGGAAAUGAAUUCACACAUUUGGAGUUUCCAAGGAGAGUGCAGAGAAAGGAACUUGGAAAGAAGAUGCUCUACAGGGACUUUAAUAUGACAGGCUGGGCAUACAAAACCAUUGAGGACGAUGACUUGAAGUUUCCCCUUAUAUACGGAGAAGGCAAGAAGGCCCGAGUAAUGGCAACUAUUGGAGUGACCAGGGGACUGGGGGACCAUGACCUGAAGGUGCAUGACUCCAACAUCUACAUAAAACCAUUCCUGUCUUCAGCUCCAGAGGUCAGAGUCUACGAUCUCUCCAGAUAUGAGCACGGAGCAGAUGAUGUGCUGAUCCUGGCAACGGAUGGACUGUGGGAUGUUUUAUCAAACGAAGAAGUGGCAGAAGCAAUCACUCAGUUUCUUCCUAACUGUGAUCCAGAUGACCCUCACAGGUACACACUGGCAGCUCAGGACCUGGUGAUGCGCGCCCGUGGUGUCCUGAAGGACAGAGGAUGGCGGAUAUCUAAUGACCGACUGGGCUCAGGAGACGACAUUUCUGUAUAUGUCAUUCCUUUAAUACAUGGAAACAAACUUUCAUGAAGACGACUCAGGGGACCGGAAGAUCAGAAGAAAGCAAGCUGGAUGUCCCUUAGCAGGGCAGGGCUGGGAAGUGCCCCGGAAGAGUUCCGGGUGAUGCCGCCUCUUCCCAGCCCAGAUGGGGAGUUUGUUCCUGAAAGGCCUCCGGCUGUGCUUCAAGAGGAUACCUAGGUUUCCGUUUCCUCUUUAGUAACAGGUUUGGAUACUCAGCAAAAGCAAAACAUAAAGGCUGCUACUGAGUGUUGUUUCUUUUGGUUCCUUUAAUGGGCCUCCUAGGUGGCCAUCGCCUGUUUUGUGCUCACACUUCGUAUUUAUUUAUCUGGGGUGCUGGGGCAGCCACUUUCAGGUGUACCUGGCAGAAGACUCCUCAGCCUGUCAAGCUGCCAGUUUCUCUACGGGUUCAAAGUGCUGCACUGGAGAGCUGGGGACCAUGCCUCAGAAAGUGUGAAGGCGCAUUGUCUAGUAAGCCUGAGGUUCAUUUCAGGGAAUGCUGUCUGUGGGUGUCUCCGUCUGUCUCUCUUUAUUCUUUCAUGGUAAUGAUGGGGCGAGCCAGGGAUUUUUGUUUUUUAAGUCCUUGAAUCUUAAUUGUUUCCAUAGAACGGGCCUGGGACUUUCCAACUCCUUGCGGAGGAAUUUGUGUGUCAAAGUCCAACCCAGUCUGUCCCCAUAUCCCGUGGCCCACACCACCCAGGCAGCCGUCUGGAGCAGUGCCCUGGCUAACAGACUGCUGUCUUUGUUGUGUAAUAAUGUGUUCCUGAGUUGGAUUUUCUCACUAAAUCAGUGUUUUUGUGAAAUUUGGGGUAUUUCUUUGGACCAACACUUCCUCCGUUGUCUUCAAGGGUACCCCUUGUGUGGCUUGAGGUUUCUGUUUGUUUCUGAAUCUGGGUUUUCAUUUCUGGGGUGACUGUUUCCAACUCCCAGCCCACCCCCUGCUGUGCCAUGAGGACACCUGUCAAGAAGUGUUCGGUACCCCUGGGCAGGAAGCCCCUUGUUCAGUCAGUUCACCGUACCUCAUUUCAGGACCAUUCCUCCAUUUCUGGAUCCAGGUUCCAUGGGCUGCGACUGUCCCCAAGCCCACUCAGAACAACGUGUAAGUAUCAGAUUCUAUCAAGGAACAGCAGGCCUACUCUCCCCCUCAUCUUUGGACAAGGCUCACUCAGACCGAAUUGGAUAAAACAGAAUUUAAAUUGAGUUCACCAGUCAUUCUCAUGCUGUACAGCUGCCCCUUCUCCACGGAAUCGUGUCCUAGCCACCCAACCACGGAGACCCCUAUUCCCACUGUCACUUGCCUCUUCGGUGUUCUUCACGGAGCAUCACCAAAAGCAGUGGACACAUCUACCUGCUGCUUCACUCCCAGGAGGAAUUGCCAAGUAGAUUUUUAGAAAUCACUUCUUUCUCUCAAAACAACUCCUCUGAAUCGAGGGACCUUGUAAAGCAAUACCCAAUUCCCGAGCCUUCUGGGAGAGCUCCUGCAGAAUCGUGACCAUCUUGACAACUUCUUGUAAUUAAAAUGUUCACUAAAGAAAAAGUCAUCGGUGUGAUCCCCCCAAACGCUGGAGAGCCACUCCCAGUCCUCACGUUUGUGUGAAUCCCUUCCCCAAAGGCAAAGGCACGACCCUUUCCUCUGGGAGAGUUAAUCACCUGCGUUCCUGGAACUACAGAUACUUUCUUAGGAAGGGCCUGGAGCCUUCCCAUCCCACAGUGUGGAACCAGUGCCCAGUCUGGCAGGUGAAAUACUGAGGGAAUUCACCCACCAGGUGUUGCCAAAAUGUUGCCUGGUAAGAAUUGGCCUACAACCUCGUCGUGAGGCCUCUUCGUCUCACAGCUUCCCUUGUCCUCCGGUGAAUCUUAGCUGCCCUUCUCUGUGGAGAGAAGGUUGUGAUAAACAGUUCCCUUCUCUGGAAGAAAUACUAUGCUAUGGAAAAAAACACGCAGGCAUCCUACAGUAGUGUAGUCCAUUUUCUGUUCCUGUCUUGACUCAACACCACAUACAAAUUGGAAACCUGAGUUUUCCUUGGAGUACUCUGAGCCACCAGCUUUAGAAAGUCACCUCUUUACCGUGUUUCCGUUGCCGUUCAUUCUUUUUCUUUCCUGGGCUUCUAGGUGGGCUCUGUCUUGAGUUUCUCCAGUUUUAUUCGGGCUGUGACAGUCAGGUGUAACCAUGUGGGUGUCAUGACACCUCCUAUCAAGGAAUGUCUCAGGAAAAACUCCGGAACCCUCUUACUCGUUUUACCCUAAAGUCUUGAGCAUUUAGUCCUAUUGUUUUUAGUUAGAAAGGUACCUUGGGAUUCUUUUCAUAAGCCUUCUUGGGUGGAAAGAUGUUAGUAGCAAGCUGAAGCCAUUAUUCUGUUUGGGGGAUGGGAGGAAAACUACAAAUGAGGUGAAUAAAUCAAAUGUGGGAAAAAUGAUUUGUUAAUACUCAUAGAAAGUCUACCCAGUACUGAUACUGCUCUGUGCAUUGAGCUUACUCAGUUUCGGCUUUAUGUUUCACUCAGGCCCUAUAUGGUCCCAGCCUGGAGUAGUUACUAUGUCUAUAUAACAGCUAGGCCUCUGGAGCAUUUCUGGAAAGGUCACAAGGCAACACACUCAAAAUUCUGCAGAAAGUAUUUAUUCAUGGUCCUGAAAUCUUGUGUAUCUGAGUUAUAGCCAAAUCUGCCUGUCGUCAUAGCCUCAGAGGAAGUCUUGUUUAAUAAAAAGUGUUCGGUUUCCUAGUCAAGACUUUAUGGUUGUCUUGGGGUGUGUGGCCACUUCUUUUAAUGAAAGACUCUUUCACUUCUAAAUCUCGUCGUUGGGCUGGCCACUGCUCUUUAGACUAUUUGGGGACACUCUCUUCCUUAAAGAGAGCAAGCUCUCACUCCAUCCACACUGCAGCAUUUUCCCAGGUAACAACCAAGCCUUUGUUGUCAGAACACCUGAAAUCAGAGCAGUGCCAGCAGUCAGAGAGGAAGCCGGGACGUUCUUUGGUGGUUGUACUUGCAUAACUGCUGUUCUUGGGGUGAGAAGGGAGAGCUGGAAAUCAGGCUAGGCCAAGUACUCAGCUGUCUAAUAGAGGACAAAGCCAAAAAAAAGCAGGGGUAUCAGUUCUACUCCACAUUAUUCAGCUUUGGGAAAUUUAGGGUGCUUAAUUUUUUAAUCCUUAGCCACUUACCUCCAUGGGGCUACGUGAAGUUAGGUGUGUUCCCUCUCCUCUUACUCUUCUCAUCAUUCAUUUACUUUGGGGGAGACCUUCAGCUGUAGAUAGAUUCUGGUGGGCAGGGAUGAGUGUCCCAGGACCCAGACUGGCCUUGGAUCUUGGCCAUGCAGGUUGGGUUUUUUGGUUUACCAGAGGACUAGCAUGGAAACGUUUAGAAAAAGAUCUCACCUCCUUUCUCAUCUGCCAAUCAGCUUUAUUUACAAGGCCACACAGAGUCAGUGGCUUUCUCUCCACCACAAUUUGGGGACCUAACCUUUCCUCGAAUGACCCAGCGGCUCCACUCUUUGCAGAGUGAAUCUGUUAAGCCUUUAUGAGAUUCUAUUUUCAGUAAGUCAGUGCUUCUGGGACACUUGGAGAAAGCAGUGAGAGUAACCGUCUAUGCAAAGGACAACCAGGCUGACCCAAAAAAGUUACCAGACCUAAGAAAAAAGUAAAAAGCAUACAUUAGGAAGUUGGGUUUUUGAGGAUUUACAAUUGCAGAGGAAUUUUGCAACCUGCGUACCCUAGGCCACGUUGCUGAGGAAACUGUAGUUCUAUGUGGGUGACCGCGUGUACGCUGGGAUUUUCCAAAGGACACUACACGAGCAGCCUGAUUCGCCUCUUACGUGAGCACCACUGGCAGCUCUUUGUCAGACCUGAGUGCCAGUCUGGGGAGCACUGCACUUUCUAUUCCAUGAUGUUAUCUGUGUAAAUAGCUUUCAUUUUUCCUUUGUGUCUUAAAGUUUCAUUCAUGUAGAGACCAGGUCAACAUCGACCAAACGAGGCUGUGUCUGUGCUGUUGUUUUCUACUGUGAUGUACUUGAAGGAGAACCUCGAGUCCUCCAUUCCUCCAGUCCCCCAUGGUGGCGUGAGUUUGGGAGCCCUGCGGUUACUCCUUUACUCCUGUUUGGCCUCCAUUUUCUUUGCCUCUUCAGGAGACCCAGGGAGGCCCACAGUGGAGAUCGUUUGUAAGGAAUGUGUACUACGGUCUGGGUUUCCAAAAAUACCCUGUGUGCAGUGAAUGAGAGGAAUCUGUCUGAAAAUGACUUCAGAACCAUGUACCUUUACGCUUGGUGAUUGUGAAAUCUUGACUUUUGUAGCCCAAAAGUGAAGACUGUUUAGUCAUGGGGAUCUGUUUUGUGUGUUUUGAAACUUAGGUGCAGUGUUCCCUGGAAAAAGCUAAAGAAAUGUACAUGCUUAAUGACAUUUUAAAAUAAAAUAUUAUAUAUAUGUAUAUAGAACCCCUUUAGCAAAACUGUGUGUGUGUCAUUUCUUUAAUUCACUAUGGAGUGUCUUCAAAUCAGGUAACAAAAUGAUAUGAGAGUGUCAUGGCCUAGUGUGGAGUUACUAGCUGUAAAGAGACCCAAAAGCAAAGCAAAAAGGAACAGAC